Molecule: messenger RNA, 1090 nt
Organism: Theobroma cacao (cacao)
Lineage: Eukaryota; Viridiplantae; Streptophyta; Magnoliopsida; Malvales; Malvaceae
Gene: C/VIF2
Product: cell wall / vacuolar inhibitor of fructosidase 2
Molecular function (GO): enzyme inhibitor activity
Source: RefSeq, a predicted model, not a curated record
UCCUAUAAUAUAAUAUAAUCUCCUCUUAGCUUCCUCUCACUUCACUAAAUUUCACUCUCUCGUCCUUCCUCGCUUCCCCCCCACAAGAAAAUUUUAUCCUCACCCUGUCAAAAAUGGGCUCUUCCUUUUUCAUUUCCAUUCUUGUCUCCCUAGCAUUAACAAUAUCAGUCAAUGGAGAUGCUGAUUUAAUCCGAAAGACUUGCAAAACAACCAAGUACUAUGACCUUUGUGUCUCCUCCCUCAAGUCCGAUCCCACUAGCUUGAAUUCGGACACAAAGGGCCUGGCAACGAUCCUGGUUGGAGUUGGAAUGGCUAAUGCCACGGCCACAUCAACCUUCUUAUCAUCCCAAUUGCUCAGUACCACAAAUGACACAAUCCUUAAGAAAGUAUUGAAAGAAUGCUCCGACAAGUAUGCUCACGCCGGCGAUGCUCUUCAAGCUUCCGUCCGAGAUUUUGAAUCGGAGUCGUAUGAUUACGCGUACAUGCAUGUCAUGGCAGCCGCGGAGUAUCCAAACGCUUGCCAUAACGCAUUUAGAAGGUAUCCGGGGCUGGUUUAUCCGCGAGAGAUUGUACGUAUAGAAGAGGGUUUGAAGCAUAUUUGUGAUGUGGUAUUAGGCAUUAUUGAUCAUCUUGGUUUCUAAUCCCUUUUUGUGUGUCUCAACUUUUCAAUGCAAAUGAACUUUCCUUUGUUUAAUUCAUUGUGUUUUGGUUGCCAUUGAUGACUUGCUGGAGGCAAUUUCAAUAUUAUUAUUGCAUUUCAGGUCAAAAGGCUAUAUGUCUUAUCUAUAAUGUCUAUAGCUAAUAAUUAGACAAAGGAUGCCUGCUAUUGGGCUGAAUUUAGUGCGCAAAAAAGAUGAUGAGGACAUAUAUAUAUAUAUAUCUGUCUUCAAAUCUUUAAUUAAUUAGACUACUUCCCCUUUGUUUUGUCAAAUUUGCUUGACUAGAUAAAUGAAUAUCUUCAGUUCAGCUUUGACUUUUGCUAUGCUUCCAACUUCCAACACGAACGUGAGGAGGUCUGGUUGUUGUACAAAAUUUGAGAUGGAAUUAGGUGGUUUCAGCUUGCUAAUAAAGGCCAUAGAUUGAUUGAUUG